AUGACAAAAAUACUUAAUAAUCAUAUGAAAAUACAUUUUACUGAAAUACCUUACGAAUGUGAUGUUUGUGGAAAGAAAAAACCAUACAAAUGUGAUGUUUGUGGGAAGAAUUUUAAUGAAUCAGUCCACCUGAAAGAUCACCUGAGAACACAUACUAGAGAAAAACCUUACCAAUGUGACAUUUAUGGUAAAUGUUUUACAAUUGUAUGGAAUCAUCAAGUUCACACUAUAAAACAUACUGGAGAAAAACCAAACAAAUGUGGUGUUUUUCACAUAAGAACACAUACUAGAGAAAUGCCAUACAAAUGCAAUGUUUGUAAAAAAUCUUUUAUUACAGUAAGUCAUUUUAAAGUUCACAUGAGAAUACAUACUGGAGAAAAAACAUAUAAAUGUGAUGUUUGUGACAAGAGCUUUACUGAAUCAAGCAAUGCACAUGAAAACCCAUACUGGUGUUUUACAACUGUAUCACACCGUAAAAUUCACAUGAGAACCCAUACUGGACAGAAACCAUACACAUGCCAUGUUUGUGAAAAGAGUUUCACACAAGAAAUUAGCCUAAGAGUUCACACCAAAACAAAUGUUAAUGAAAAAAAACCUUGA
Molecule: messenger RNA, 600 nt
Organism: Lottia gigantea (owl limpet)
Lineage: Eukaryota; Metazoa; Mollusca; Gastropoda; Lottiidae
Exons: 5
Coding region: 1-600 (199 amino acids)
Biological process (GO): regulation of DNA-templated transcription
Molecular function (GO): RNA polymerase II cis-regulatory region sequence-specific DNA binding; DNA-binding transcription factor activity, RNA polymerase II-specific
Source: RefSeq, a predicted model, not a curated record